AGCCGCCUGGAGCAUGCGCCGUGUUGCGCAACACACGUGCCAUUAAUUAGUUUUCGCUUUACCGUUUUGCCUGCUGAGAAACCACAGGUGUUUCCUAUUAAUCAAAUGAGACUGGGAGGUACGAUGGGAGGAGCUACCAGGAUAUAAGAGGAGAACCACGAGAAGGUCGGAGAUUAUUGCGAGAGGUUACUGCGAGAGAGGUUAUUGCGAGAGGAGCAGAGAGAAGGUCAGGGAAGUAAGAAAGUCAGGGAAAAGAAAGAUAUGUAAAAGUAGUAAAAGGAAAAAUAAAGAAGUAAACGCUAGCGUCAAGUCGUCAAGCCCCUCAUUUCAAUCCUCAGCCCUUCUCUUCCCGUGCCUCUGAACCCCGCGGGUCGGGACAGGUGGCGCCCAGCGCGGGGCACGAAGAAGAACGAAGGAACCGCUGAAGGACCAGCUGUGGUGAGCCGGCAAGUAAAGUAAAGUAAGGUAAGGUAGCUGGGAUUCAUGGGCAAUUCAAUGUCCAAGGGGCAGUUAGUUAUUUCCCUGGAAGCUCUUCUAAAAGAGUUUGGGGUUCCUCUCAGUAGAAAAAUUCUUAAAGGAUUUGUAGAGACCCUUAGUAUUACUAGUAAAUGGUUUCUGAAGCAGGAUCAGGUCGAUAGUGAAAAUUGGAAUAAGGUGAAAGGAGAUAUUGUCUUGCAUCAGCAAUUAUAUGGCCGUGAGUCUCUUCCUUGCACUACUUUGACGGUCUGGGGAGUGGUGGGAGAUGCUCUUAAUGCCUGUGGUACUGCUGCCAUUCAGUUAGCCACUGAGGCUGUCAGGACAGCGAGACAAACGGAGGAAGAAGAUAGAAGUUCCAUUGUGAGUUCUACAUCGGUAAGUCCCCCUUCCUCUACUCAAAAAAUACCAACAGCCCCUCCCCUAGAUUAUUCUACUGAUGAGUCGGGAGGAGACGAGGAACAGGAUGAGAAAGGCUUCAGUUGUUAUAAGCCAAGGAAGCGUAAAAGGAGAUGGAAAACACCUGGGGAGCCACCUCCUGCGCCACCUCCUAGAACACUCGACAGGGUUGAUCUUCCAUUAAUGGAAAGACUGUGCUCUAUGAUGGAAAGAGUCCUGGUUUCCCAGGCUCCUAAUUAUGCUUACCCAGUCGUGGAAGGGACAGAUCCUCAAGGGGUGCUUACUAGAGAACAUGUCUCCAUCGACACAUUCUCUGGUUUUCUUUUCGCCUCUCCACAUUGCGGUGAAAAGACUUCUGAUGUCCGCUCACAUUUGCUACAUGCGUUUGCGGUAAUGGGCCGCCCACGUGUCAUUAACACAGAUAACGGUCCUGGUUAUACCAGUAAGGCCUUUGCCUCCUUUUGUGCGGUCCAUCGCAUUGUGCACAAAACAGGAAUUCCAUACAAUCCGCAGGGGCAGGGUAUAGUUGAACGUGCUCAUGGUUCUCUGAAAACUAUGCUUUUAAAACAAACAGGGGGAGAACACUCCCCCAGGGACUGUUUGACUACAGCUCUCUUUACCCUUAAUUUUUUGACCCUAGAUACCCAGGGGCGGUCAGCUGCUGAUCGGCACUGGUCGCCAGACCCUCGGCAGGUCACGAUGCUGCAAGCGAGAUGGAAGGACCCAGUUAAUAAUGAGUGGCAACCACCCGCACCAGUACUAAUACAGCUGCCCGGCAGCAUUUGUCUUUUCCCACAGGAUGUGGAAGCGCCCCGAUGGGUUCCUGCUCGAUUGGUUCAGUUUGUCAAUAUACCUGACCCUGCUAACAUUGAUGACACAAGCGUCCCAGAUGUUAGUACAAUGGGCGAUUGUGCAUCAGCUGCCGUUUUUGCUCCUCAUUGAUCAUCAUGAUUCCACUUUUCCGCAAGUAUUUGCCACUAAUCUUACUAUUGGUCUGGCUUCCAAGCCAUUGGAUAGUGCCCCGUUGGGCCAGGAUGAGGUGAAAUUAUUUAAUGGCAUUUAUUCUGUAAACAUUAGUUCUACCAUUGAAUAAUUUGUUAGUAUUCAGAAUAAUAGAUUAUAGAGUUUGUCUGCUGCUGUCUGUCUGUCCCCUCCUUUCUUUUCUGUCCUCCCCAAUAAUGCAGGAGAUGCCACUGGGUUGAGCUGUUCAGCGGAGACUUGCCCCCUCUCUGCCUCCUGGGCCCGGAGUGCGGAGAGAGCGAUGAUCGCUGUCUACCUUCUAUUUUAGUCAUACCCGUGGAUGUUUCUGCACAUCUUUCUCCUGUUCUACCUAGGAGGAGACGUGAUUUUGGCAUCACUGCAGCUGUUGUCGCUGUUUCAAUAGUGGUGGCCGCGGCUGCCGCCACCAUUCGUCACUCAAACUGCUGCAAAUGCUGACACUAUAAACAAUCUAGUUGCCAAUGUUUGUUUUUGCGUUACCAACAUAGCAAGAUAUGAAUGAACAUUUAUGAAAUGGACUUUUGAUGCUUAAUUAGCAGAUAGCUGAUGUAAAAAGAGAUACACACUUUUGUUAACUGCUCACAUGCAUUGUAACUUUUUGUACAGUUUUAUUUGUGUAAUUCCUGUUAUGGUGAAAAAUAUGUUUAUGGAAGAAAAUAGGUUAAAUAGUGUAAUCAGAGGACCUUAGAACCACCAGCUCCUGAACCUGACCUCUCAAUUGGCGAGACAGCUCAUAACUGUUAACAACACUCGGGUUACCCUGUUACAAGUGAGGAUCUCAUUGCCUGGUUUAGAGGACUCCUCCCAGAGUUGCUAUUUGUGCAUUCGGCAUAUGGUUUCUCCGUCGGCUACGGAGGCGAAACAAAAAACGUGCUAUUGCGGUCAGGCAAGUACUUGGCUCCAUGGUACUUGACCAGGACUCCCCAGUGGCAUCCGGAUGGGUCAACUUAGCCCUAGAGAACCUGAGAGCCAAAGACGGGUAAGAGUGUAGCCGUCCAGACCAACCUAAGACAGCGGUCCGGACCAAGUGCGCCGGAUUAGCGAUGACGGGUAAGGCUGGUCACGGAAUAUGCCAACCUAAGACAGGCCAGGUGUCUCAUUUAAAAGAAAAAAGGGGGAGAUGUCCGGAGCCGCCUGGAGCAUGCGCCGUGUUGCGCAACACACGUGCCAUUAAUUAGUUUUCGCUUUACCGUUUUGCCUGCUGAGAAACCACAGGUGUUUCCUAUUAAUCAAAUGAGAUUGGGAGGUACGAUGGGAGGAGCUACCAGGAUAUAAGAGGAGAACCACGAGAAGGUCAGGAGGUCAUUGCGAGAGGUUAUUGCGAGAGAGGUUAUUGCGAGAGGAGCAGAGAGAAGGUCAGGGAAGUAAGAAAGUCAGGGAAAAGAAAGAUAUGUAAAAGUAGUAAAAGGAAAAAUAAAGAAGUAAACGCUAGCGUCAAGUCGUCAAGCCCCUCAUUUCAAUCCUCAGCCCUUCUCUUUUCGUGCCUCUGAACCCCGCGGGUCGGGACAGCAGGCGUGUUCAAAUAUUGCCAGAAAUAAGUGGGAGGAAGUGAAGGCCUGAAAAGUAUCAUUAGAUUUCAUAGCAUGGCCUCUGGAGAGCCUUGCAGUGGAGGGUCAGUUCUGAGUUGGGGAAUAAAUGAGAAGUGACAGAGGAGUCUGGCAAUCCCAUUUUUCUAGAAGGAAAAGCAAAGACGAUUUAUACUACCUGGGUAAAAUGGGCAGGUCAUGUCUUUUCCUCCUUUAUCAGCUGAUAAAACUGAAGCUCUAAAAGGUGGUAAUUUGUUCAACAUCAACCACUGGUCAGCAGAACCAAAAUAAAAUUCCUGGUCUCAGACUCCCUUCUACCUGCCACCUGAGAAAAAUGAAGGAUCAACCAGUUCAGUGGACAUCAUCACAAUCACUUUAUGUAAAUGUAACUGUGGUUUAUUUUUUCCAAAGGCUCAAAUGUUAUGAUGGAGGGAUGGUGGGGAAUGGGGCAGAAUUAUUUUCUCUGUUAGACUGAAUGUAUGCUAUGUGGACAGGAAAGCUUCAUUGUAAGACUCACUUGGCAUGUUUUCUUGGCUGGGUAUGAAUGUUCUGGCAGUCAAUUCAGGUUUUCCUCCUUAGCUGUAGUCCUGGCAGCCUUGUGCUCCUACUGUGAUUUCAAUUCAUGACCUGGACAAGGAUGAUAAAAAGUAAAUUGCAUUCUCAGGCAUAUUCAUAUUACAGGCCAGCUCCUUAACUGCCAAAUAUAGCUUGUCAUUUGGAGCAUGCAUCACAUAGAAACUGUCUUUCUUCAUUAAAGAAAUGCAUUUUAUUUGGUGUAUUCUUUAGAGAUUAAAGCCACUGCUCUCACAACGAUGCACAUGCUGUUGGAGGCAGAACAGCCAUCUGCACUGAUGAGGAUUAUGUAAUGUCCUUUCCUUUCAUGGGAAAAUGAACCUACCAUGCAGACACGAGGAAGCCAGUCCUGCUUCCAGCUCAGGUGCUCAUCCUGGGUCGACAACACUGGCUCUCCUUCCUAAGGACCUUUGUAGUGCUUGGAGACAAAGGUCACCUGGGAAACGUGUCUGUCCACCUCAUUAAGGAUGAAGCAGAGUGCAAUUGCAUACCUACAUACAGCAGUUGGAUUUACUAUCCAGUUACAUCUGAGCCUGGUAGGAGACACAGGUGCAAAUCAAAUAGGUCUCAACGAAAGCAGAUGCCUUGCCAGAAACUGCUGUCUUCCUCAGGAUCUACCUCCACCUCCCAGCUCAGCAACUGGAUCAAGCCUGGGGGCACAUGUCUGCAAGAAAACUUAGGAAAUAAAUCCAUACCCCUGAAGUCCCUCUUUGUCGUUUGCACUAAAGGGAAAGACAACUUGCUCCUUAAAGGGAGCCCAGGGACAGAGCCAAGCAUGUUUUGGAAGUGAGAGGCAGGAGCCUGAAGACUGAUGAAGAAGAAAGGAGGAUAUUGGUGAGAAAAGAUUUGAAGGAGACAUUGAAGAAGAAAACAGAUGCUUCUCUGCAUAGCUUAUCAGUUGCACAGCGCUGAGGACUGGCUUUGCAUUGGAGCCGCUGGUGCUGCCCAGAGUUUCAGGCUGGAAUUGGAAGCCGGCGGUGCUGGAUGCACAAGCCCAGACACAGAGUGAAUACUGUGAGUCCACCUGAUGCUUGACAAAAUGUGCCUGGAUUUGUUUCCUGGAGAGAACCUGAAGCUACUGGAUGGAAAAAGCAUGCAAAUGCGAUAUAAAAAUUGAGCAACAAUUUGCUUGUCAAGGGCAAAAUGCCGAUGACUUUCAUUUUUUGCCAUCUCUCACUUUGCCUUUCUUGUUCUUUUUUUCCUUACUGGUCCUCCCUACUCUUUCCACCCUUACUGUCCCCAUAACAUCCUUACACCGACAAUGUUUCUCCCUUAUUUAUUUUCAUCUUCUUAGAGGCCAUGACGAUGAAAAUUGUAUUUUCUAGACAAAAGUUACAUCACAUGAUGUAACUUGACAAGAGAUUUGUAAAUGUACUGAUAUGAAAGUCAUACAAAUUAUGAUUACAAUGAAUUUACCUGCAGAUAUGUCUAAAGUCUGAUUCCAAAUGACCUUCUCCCUUAUUCCCUUUUCCUUGGCCUUUCUACCAACAUUCCUUUCUGUCAGUUUGCUCAUCUCACCUGGACAAUUGAAUCAAUAAAACAAUAUCCCGGGUUUUUGAUCGACUGCUAAUACCUAUUAUGGACCUUAGUGAUUAUUUUUGUGUGUCCAGGACAACUUUCUUUCUUUCUUUUUUUUUUUUUAAAGUAUCCCUUUUAAUGAAUCACUUUUGACAACCCUCCCUCCCACUCACAUGAGAAAGGUGAGUUUAAUCUUUUAAUGACUCUGCCUCUCUGGCUAUGGUGAUCAAAAUUGGCCAAUCGGAGCCCUUCCUUAGGACUCCCUCCCUCCCUCCUUCCCUCCCCACCUCCUUUCCUCACUUUUUUCUUUUCCUCUUUCCUCUCUGAUAUUUGAGGAUGACAGCACAUAAACCUACAGUUACCAGUAUCCAGGUCUCCCGCUAUAGAGACUGUUUGAGAUAAACAGCUAACAUCUGAGAGUUCAAGAGAGUGCCAUGGCGGUCAUGCCGCUGCUUUCAGUAUCCUCUUGGACCUAGCUCUACCCUUAUCUUCCUGCACUUUCCCUACUCCUAAUGCACAUCUGGUGGCAUUUCAGGCAGUCUGCAAAUGGAGAAGUAGCAGUUUGCAGCAGAAGCUUCACCCAGAUGCUUCUCA
Talpa occidentalis (Iberian mole) is the source of this 6083-nucleotide messenger RNA. RefSeq lists its product as uncharacterized. The transcript has 6 exons. The record is from RefSeq and is a predicted model, not a curated record. Bases 484 to 1815 code for a protein of 443 amino acids. Gene Ontology annotation, molecular function: RNA stem-loop binding; structural molecule activity. NCBI's taxonomy places the organism in Eukaryota, Metazoa, Chordata, Mammalia, Eulipotyphla, Talpidae. Gene Ontology annotation, biological process: DNA integration.